GCAGAAGUUGUCGUGUAACUUAGACACAAAAGCGCGACGAGUGUGGUAGACAAGGCUGCGAAGCGUCUCAUCUUCCCUGCCAUACGUUCGAAUGCACAAUGUUGCUGCGUUGCGAUCCUUUUCGCCCGCCCGCGCAAGAUUGAAUGAAAGAGACUGCGACGCAAAGUCAAGUGCGUGCGGUCGGUGGUGGAGCAAAAGUAUCGGAAAAGGUGCGUCCUGUCAGGGCUCGUUCUUGAAGACCAUUGGAUAUGGUGCUCAGAUGAUCAAAGGCAGACAUUUAUGUGAUCUGCGAAAGCAAGAGGAUCUCAACGAGGCGGUAAGCAGCAGGUCAAGGGCAGAUAUGGAGCGCUUAAUGACAGGUAGCACGUUCCCUCAAAGCGCGAGAUAUUGAACAGAAUCGUGGGCCGAACUGAUGAGGUGCUCACUCGCGGCAAGACGUCGCUCGGCACGUCGCUGAUGCAAGUGAUCAAGCACAGUCCCAGAUGAGAGAGAGACGCUUGGCACAAGCUGCCUAUCGAGGUUCGUCGACCCGUCCACAGAGGAGGCGGUAGCAGAGCAAGGUUCGAACGUGCGCCAAAGGGUCGAGACUUCGAGCAUGGUUGCACGAGAAUCUCGCUGGUCAGAGGAACGACAAACGUGUCAGUCUGCCACGCCACCCAAUUCGACCCAGCGUCGCCACAAUCAUUCGGUGGGGAUUCUGCGGGUGCUGGCCUCCUUCAUGCUUCAGCCCAGUAGAUUGCCAACGUGGAGCAGGAGCCCUUCUCCCGCCGCCGAGCAUGCCUGAGACAAAGACGUGAUCGAGGUGGACAAUCGCAUGGCCCGUGAAAAAUAGAGGAUGCGCGCAC
Ceraceosorus bombacis is the source of this 845-nucleotide messenger RNA. The record is from the annotation of a GenBank genome assembly. Lineage: Eukaryota; Fungi; Basidiomycota; Exobasidiomycetes; Ceraceosorales; Ceraceosoraceae.